AUGACUCUUUCUCUCUCCUCCUCAAGAAACAAGCCAAAACCCAACUCUGCAACCAAACUCGGUGCAUCAAAAGCCAAGAAUAAGGAUAGGCACGUGAAGGUGAACGGCCGAGAUCGCCGCGUCCGCAUCCCGACGGCAUGCGCUGCACGCGUGUUUCAGUUGAGUCAGGUGCUGGGCCACCGCACAAGCGGCCAGACCAUAGACUGGCUGCUAAAGCAAGCAGAGCCCGCCGUCAACAAAGUCCUUGGUAUUGCCACCUCUACCGUACAGGUAGAGGUGGCAAUACCGAAUUCCGCUCCUAUCACACCCAGAGCUGCCGUUUCUCCGUGUCUCCUUCCACCGCUGCCAGCUUCCAUGGUGUCUUCUGUCUCUUUGGAAGUCGAGGUUUUACCGUCUCUGGCCGAAAGCCAGGAUCGAUCUGCCGCUACCGGUGGUGGUUUUAUGUAUGAUUUCAGCCCUAGUGGGAAUGGUUUAUCAGAAUUUACCAUCCAUGAUUUCGCAAACAUGCCAUUGGUUCACCCUGUUUACUUCUAG
Rhododendron vialii is the source of this 534-nucleotide messenger RNA. RefSeq names its product transcription factor TCP15-like. The coding region runs from base 1 to 534 and encodes 177 amino acids. Gene Ontology annotation, molecular function: sequence-specific DNA binding; DNA-binding transcription factor activity. The record is from RefSeq and is a predicted model, not a curated record. The transcript has a single exon. Gene Ontology annotation, cellular component: nucleus. Lineage: Eukaryota; Viridiplantae; Streptophyta; Magnoliopsida; Ericales; Ericaceae.